Zasmidium cellare ATCC 36951 is the source of this 1056-nucleotide messenger RNA. RefSeq lists its product as uncharacterized. Lineage: Eukaryota; Fungi; Ascomycota; Dothideomycetes; Mycosphaerellales; Mycosphaerellaceae. Gene Ontology annotation, cellular component: cytoplasm; heterotrimeric G-protein complex. The coding region runs from base 1 to 1056 and encodes 351 amino acids. The record is from RefSeq and is a predicted model, not a curated record. Gene Ontology annotation, molecular function: protein binding; signaling receptor complex adaptor activity. The transcript is spliced from 6 exons. Gene Ontology annotation, biological process: G protein-coupled receptor signaling pathway.
AUGGCGGACGCCAACUCGGAGAGCAUCCAGCAGAAGAUCCAAAUCGCACGGCGAGACGCGGAGGCCCUCAAGGACCGGAUCAAGAGGAAGAAGGAUGAGCUCGCCGAUACCACACUCCGCGAUGUCGCGCGACAACGCACCGAGCAGCUGCCACGCCUGGCGAUGAAGACGAAGCGCACCCUCAAGGGCCAUCUCGCCAAAAUAUACGCUAUGCACUGGUCCACCGACCGAAGACACCUCGUCUCGGCUUCACAAGAUGGCAAGCUCAUCAUCUGGGACGCCUACACCACAAACAAAGUACACGCCAUCCCACUGCGGUCAUCAUGGGUUAUGACUUGCGCGUACUCGCCAAGCGGCAACUACGUCGCAUGCGGUGGUCUAGACAACAUCUGCUCCAUCUACAACCUGUCCGCGAGAGAAGGUCCAACUCGAGUCGCUCGUGAGCUUAGUGGCCACUCUGGCUACCUCAGUUGCUGCCGAUUCAUCAAUGACCGGCGCAUAUUGACGUCUUCUGGUGACAUGACCUGCGUGCUGUGGGAUAUCGAGACCGGCCAGAAGAUUACCGAGUUUGCAGACCACCUGGGCGAUGUGAUGAGUUUGAGCAUCAACCCACUGGAUAACAACCAGUUUGUAUCGGGAGCGUGCGAUGCCUUUGCGAAGCUGUGGGACAUUCGAGCACAGAAGUGCACCCAGACUUUCGCAGCACACGACUCGGAUAUCAACGCCAUCCAAUUCUUCCCCAACGGAAACGCCUUUGGCACUGGAUCAGACGAUGCCUCUUGCCGACUUUUCGACAUUCGCGCAGAUCGUGAGCUGCAGAGCUACACUAUUGGUGAGCCAGUGUGCGGCAUCACAUCUGUCGCCUUCUCUGUGUCUGGACGUCUGCUCUUCGCGGGCUACGACGAUUUUGAAUGCAAGGUGUGGGACGUACUACGCGGCGAGAGAGUCGGCACUCUGCAAGGACACGACAACCGCGUGAGCUGCUUGGGAGUGAGCAACGACGCCAUGUCGUUAUGCACAGGCUCAUGGGAUUCCAUGCUCCGAAUCUGGGCAUGA